AUGAUAAAUAGAGAUAACUCUCGAAUUGUUUUGUUCCUCGUGGCACUUCAUACAAUACAUCGAAGAGGCUCUGUCUUUCCUCCGAUACAUCGAAGACAUUCUAAAGGAGCGGGAAAAUCAUCGGUUUUUCUGGGAAUUUCAGUUAUCCGGUCUACACACGAGAUAAUGGCUCGUAAUCGCGGGACAUCGCUCGUCUCUUCUUCCUUAGCUCUUCUUCUCAUCGCAUUAACCGUAUCAUCGAGCCACGGCUUUCUGGGCACCGAGAAAAAGAUCAAAUCAGCAGUUUUCUUAUCACCGAAACUGGAGAUGAAUCCUGGAUCAGUCGCAAAUCUUUCUUUCGACAUGGAUUUCCCGAGAGGACACAUCGGCGUCAAAAGCUUCGACGCUGAAGUAGUCGACGAAGCCGGAAACUCCGUCCCUCUACACGAGACCUAUCUUCACCAUUGGGUGUCGAGCCGUACUACGUGCGUAAAGGCUUCAACCUUUCCCAGCGAGACAUGCCUAGGAACCACGGGGCUGUGCAAGAACACGCUCAGGCAUUUCUUCGGACUAGGAUCAGAGACCAGAAAGACCUCGACGUACGUGCCUGAUCCUUACGCAAUCGAAUUCGACAACCCCGAGGAAAGACCUGAUGGAUACGAAUUCAAAUGGCUUCUAAACAUCCACGCCAUAGACACGAGAGGCGUUGUGGAUAAAUCAGGAUGCACCGAGUGCAGGUGUGAUCUGUACAAUGUGACCAUUGAUGAGUACGGUCGAACAAUAAAACCUGAUUACAAAGGAGGUUUAUACUGCUGCUACGAUAAGACUCAGUGUCUGGUGGAAUACGAUGUGAAACCGUGCAAAACCAAUGGCGAUGGAUGCGUUGAUGUCAAGAAGAAGAGCUUAAUGAUGCCGUUUAAUGGGUAUGUUGUCUACGGCGUUGCUCACCAACACUCUGGUGGUGUCGGCGCUUCUCUGUCCCGAGAGGGCGGUGAGGGAAUUUGCACUUCGAGGCCAAAGUAUGGCAAUGGAGUCGAACCGGGAAACGAAGCUGGUUACAUUGUUGGAAUGUCGACCUGUUAUCCUCAAGAACCAGUGAAAGUGAGCUAUGGAGAGACACUCACUUUGGAGUUUAACUACAGUAGUGCCGUUGGUCAUACCGGAGUUAUGGGACUCUUCUACAUCCUCGUUGCUCAGCAGCUGCCUGAACCGGAGAUCUCCCUGCCUGCGCUUUUUCAGGCACAGACGAAAAGCGUGAGCUUUUUCGCAUUUCUUGCAGUGACGGUGGUGGUGGUGGUGGCGGUUGUGGUUCUAAUAGCCGCCGUGGUAUACCGGAGACAGAACCGGGAAGAUGGCUACCAAUCGCUUAGCACUUAA
Molecule: messenger RNA, 1356 nt
Organism: Microthlaspi erraticum
Lineage: Eukaryota; Viridiplantae; Streptophyta; Magnoliopsida; Brassicales; Brassicaceae
Source: the annotation of a GenBank genome assembly